This is a messenger RNA of Gekko japonicus, 1186 nucleotides long. RefSeq names its product ras-related C3 botulinum toxin substrate 2 (rho family, small GTP binding protein Rac2) (gene RAC2). The transcript is spliced from 7 exons. The record is from RefSeq and is a predicted model, not a curated record. Gene Ontology annotation, molecular function: GTP binding; GTPase activity. NCBI's taxonomy places the organism in Eukaryota, Metazoa, Chordata, Lepidosauria, Squamata, Gekkonidae. Bases 160 to 738 code for a protein of 192 amino acids. Gene Ontology annotation, biological process: small GTPase-mediated signal transduction.
ACAUGCUCUCUUCCCUUUCCUCCCAGCCCACAACCUGCUGUUCAAUUCAGCUUCGGUUUUGACAUAACUGUACAGCACUUUCCGCCAUCCGCUUUUGUGAGCCGUCAUUUCACCCCCCUGGGACUUGCUGGAUCCCCUCAGCCCCGCCAGGCCGCAGAGAUGCAAGCCAUCAAAUGUGUGGUGGUGGGAGAUGGAGCUGUGGGUAAAACUUGCCUCCUGAUCAGCUACACCACCAAUGCCUUCCCCGGAGAAUACAUCCCCACUGUAUUUGAUAAUUAUUCCGCCAACGUGAUGGUGGACAGCAAGCCUGUCAACCUUGGGCUGUGGGAUACAGCUGGCCAGGAGGAUUAUGACCGCUUAAGACCCCUCUCCUAUCCUCAGACGGAUGUCUUCCUCAUCUGCUUCUCUCUUGUUAGCCCUGCAUCUUACGAAAACGUUCGUGCCAAGUGGUUUCCUGAAGUACGACAUCACUGUCCUAGCACUCCCAUGAUCCUUGUGGGCACUAAACUGGAUCUUCGGGAUGACAAGGACACUAUAGAGAAGCUCAAGGAGAAGAAGCUGGCACCUAUUACUUAUCCACAAGGCCUUGCACUGGCCAAAGAGAUAGAUGCAGUGAAAUACCUUGAGUGCUCAGCACUGACACAGCGUGGCCUGAAAACAGUGUUUGACGAGGCAAUACGGGCAGUUCUUUGUCCACAGCCCACAAAGACAAAGAAAAGGGGGUGCAGGAUCCUCUAAGAUUUCAAACUCUGACCCCUCUCCUCUUGGAACCUUCUCGGCUUUGCUGAUGAGAAAAACACGGAAGGUUUCGGUAGUGGCUGGAUUCUUCUCCUGUACCUCUGAACACCAAACUAGACCAAGAUGCUGAAAGAUUAAUAAGUGGAUCUCCUGCAUGGUUUGUUAUUUGUAUAUAACAGCCACAAGAAGUGGAAAAGAUCUGGAGGGGGGGGGGUUAACCCCUUUUCCCCAUGUUGAUUUUUUCCCCGGUCUUAAAUGUCCCCCUAAAAUCUAUAUUUGUCAGUUGGUGGAAACAAAAAGGAUGUAUGUAUGUUUCCCCCAAGAGAGUUAACAGUAGAUCUGAAGUAAAGUUUGAGGUCAGGAAAGUGGCCUGGAGAGAUGUGUUGUGAACACAGAAGUAGGGACCCCAAAGCUGCUACUUACCAAUAAAAACCCUUUGGCAGAUCCA